GGCUGAAGAAGCUUGUCAGAAGCUUUGAAGGAAGGAAGAGAAAAAAUUCGGGGACUGUUUAGCAAGGACAACCUUUUAGUUUUUUAACCCAAUUUGAGGCUGGUGGAAUAGGGGAUUCCGUUUAGGAGUAGGGGGAAGACCCUACUCCUCCUCCCGAAUUACCCCCUUCCCCGAACCCCUGUGGCGGCUCCUACAAGUUACUGAUGGUGAAGGGGGAAGUAAAAGCAUUCCCUUUUGAAAUAUCUUUUUAAUUGCAACAAACGGAAAAGGAUUCGGGCGCUUGUGGCAGCGGGAGAUUGAAGGGAGUCCCCAGUGGCUUCAGUUCUAAGCUCCUUUGUGCAACUGUAUCGUGACAGCUCUGGUUAUUGCAGGAGCUUGGAUAAAGGUUCUGCCAGACGUGCUGGAAACUGCCUGAGACUGGGAGAGAGGGAGGGAGGGAGAGAAGGAGAGAAGCUUGGAUUCUAGGUCGCUCGUCUCAAUCUCUUCAGCAACUCUCGGACAUGUCUAAAGGGCCAGGUUCCCUUGUUCUGGCCCCCUCCCCUUGUUUGCGUCAGUCCGUACCCCGGACUGCUUUGAGGAGCCUCAGCAGCCUUACCGACUUGGACCGGGGCAUGUCCCAAGCGCGGAGGCCAAGCAACCCCUUCUCGGCUCCAGGACCCCAGGCCCACCAACAGCAGCCGGGUUCCUCCAGCUGCGACCCUUGUUUGAGGCCCAUUAUUUACCGCCGGGCCCGAUCGCUCCCCAGCUCCCCCGAGCGCAGGAAGAAGGCGUCGGGGAAUGCAGGGGCCCAGUGCAGACCCGGCUGCAGUCGACAGCAUCGGGUGCGAUUUGCAGAUGCCCUGGGUCUGGAGCUGACCCAGGUGAAGGUUUUCAAUGUCGGGGAAGACCCGUCGGUUCCAUUACAUGUCCUCUCAAGGCUGUCCAUCAACUCCGAGCUCUGCUGCAGUAGCCAGGACUUGGAGUUCACCAUUCAGUGCCUGGUUCCGGACUUCCCGCAACCAGCGGACCGCAGCGACUUCUCUAUCCGGCUCCAAGGCCAGCGCGUCUGCCUAGAGCGGGUCACCAGCUCAGACUUGGGCUUAAGCGGCACCAUCCGGGUGCUUAACGUGGCCUUCGAGAAGCAGGUGACUGUACGCUACACCUACAACUGCUGGCGGACCCAGCAGGAAGCAGGAGCCCGCUGGCGCAGCAGUGAUGGGGAUUCAGAUGUAUUCACUUUCUGCUUCCCUGUACCCCCCUACCUUCUGGGGCUCAGUUCAGUGGUCCAGUUUGCAAUUAGAUACCGAGUCGGGGGGAAUGAGUACUGGGAUAACAAUGAAGGUCAAAACUACAGUCUCAGGUGCCAGACCCAUCCUCUCAAAAUGCCACAGGAAUGUGAGGAGAGCUGGAUCCACUUUAUUUGAGUUAGGGUCAAGGCGAAUUUAUUUUUUUUUGGGGGGGGGUGAAGUUUACUUUCAGGAAGAGUACCAUAGGGGUUAUUUAAAACCUUUGAAGUUUUUGUCAUCCCUGUGAACAUCUUGGAACAUUUCUAACACAUUAUUCUGCAUAAGUCAAUACUUAACAGGGCCUAUUUUAUAUGGGAGCCAUACUAGCUGAAAUUACAAGGAAAUGUUAAAAUAAGAAUGAAGGAAGGGCCAUAAUAACUUUUGUCCCUUUCUCGUGGACUUCAUGGCAUAUUCGUCUAAAAGCUAAACCAUUUAGCUAAUGGAAUGGAGCUGCAUUGUCUGUCUGCAAGGCCUACUUUCUGCAGUGUUUCCUUUAUCCUAAAGCUAGAAACAAACUUGUUCUAGUAAAGUUUUAAAGCAUGUGUAUGUGCUCUAGCAAAUUAAUUUUUUAGUUUGGGAGACCGAGUCCUACUGUGUAAUGUGGUAUUUAUGAAUGUACUAGUCUGGCAAGCACUGCCUGUGGAGAUUAGGUUUUGCUAAGUAUUUUUGGAAAGGUCAUUUCUCUCCUAGAUUUGUAGGAAGGACUCUGAUUUUUGCAUGUGACCCAAAUGUGUCCAUAGAGCUCAGGCACUGUUAACAUUUGUGAUCUUGGUAUGUUUUCCUGCAGACAAAUGCCUUCCCAAGAAUAGGGACAUUUAUCUUUUUAAUAAGCUUAAAAAGAAUGAGUAGUGUUGAUUGUGUUGUGCCAGCUGUAAACAGAAUGUACCACUUUGUGAGUGUGAAGAACAUUAUGGUACUUUAUGGUAUUCUGGUCACGUCUCCAAUCAAAUAUGAGAUCAUGUUUAUUUGUCAAUCCACGGUUUACAUCUCUGUAAGAGUAGAGUACUAGUAAUAGUACAGAAAUGUAAACUGAGUCACAUAACCAUUCAUGUGUUGUGGUUUCCCUACCCAUGAGGGUCUAUAUUGUACAUGGGCAAGAGCCAAAGGUAGAAUAGAUUUAAAACAUAAUUACUUCUGCCAAAAUACAAAUGUUCUUGCAGUUGGCUUUCCUACCUAAAAUAUUUCCAUUAUAGAAGCCUAAUAAUUAUUUGUCUGCAUCAAUAUGUGUGUUUUAUUGAAUUAUUCUAUUUAGAUUUGAAACUACUUGAACAUUUUAAGAAACCUUGCCUUAAAUUAGUUUAGUUGUCCCUAAAUCCGGAAUACAGUUUCAGGUGAAAGAGGCUUUUACUAUUCCAUUUAUGGAGUUUAGAUCAUUUCUUAUGUUUGUUAAACUAUCAAGAAAUUAGUCAUGUUUCAGAGUGAAGAUGUUACAUAAAAGUACAAGACAUUCAUCAACAGCAAAAAGAGUGAUGGUAAUAAAUCCACAGAUAUUUGUCCUUUUUUUUUUUUUUU
Messenger RNA from Vombatus ursinus (common wombat), 2777 nucleotides. It is a transcript of the gene PPP1R3D, whose product is annotated as protein phosphatase 1 regulatory subunit 3D. Gene Ontology annotation, biological process: regulation of glycogen biosynthetic process. NCBI's taxonomy places the organism in Eukaryota, Metazoa, Chordata, Mammalia, Diprotodontia, Vombatidae. The transcript has 2 exons. Gene Ontology annotation, cellular component: protein phosphatase type 1 complex. The record is from RefSeq and is a predicted model, not a curated record. Gene Ontology annotation, molecular function: glycogen binding; protein phosphatase 1 binding. Bases 501 to 1403 code for a protein of 300 amino acids.